AUGUGCUACUAUGGCAAAGUUGUGACCCUGCAGUGCACAAAAGACGCUCAAUUCAUUGUGGUUGUGUCCAGAGAUGCUACGCUGCCCAACAUUGAUCUAGACUCCAUUCAAUUCUCGGCUACAGGUUCUAGCUGCCAACCUGUUGGAACAACCUCAGCGUUUGUUAUCUUUCAAUUCCCAGCAGGUAACUGUGGGUCAACUGUGGAGGAGGAUGAAACUGGUGUAAUCUACGAGAACAGAUUAGCGUCUUCAUAUGAAGUUGCUAUUGGUCCAUAUGGAGCUAUCACCAGGGACAGUCAAUUUGAGUUGAUGCUUCAGUGCAAAUACACUGGAUCUGCAGUGGAAGCUCUGGUGCAUGAAGUUGGCACGCUUCCUCCUCCUCCUCCUGUGGCAGCUCCUGGUCCUCUGAGUGUGGAGCUCAGGCUGGGCAACGGACAGUGCACAAUGAAGGGCUGCGCAGAGGAGGACGUGGCUUACACCUCCUACUACAUGGACGCCGAUUACCCAAUUACAAAGGUCCUCCGCGACCCUGUUUAUGUGGAGGUGAGAAUGCUGGAUGUGACAGAUCCAAACCUGGCACUGACACUUGGCCGCUGCUGGGCUACCUCCUCCCCCUACCCCCAAAGUAUGCCCCAGUGGGAUCUGCUAGUCGAUGGCUGCCCCUAUCGUGAUGACCGCUACAUGUCUACGCUGGUUCCUGUGGGCCAGUCACAAGACGUGAUGUACCCAUCACAUUACAGACGAUUCAUUUUCAAGAUGUUCACAUUUGUAGAAACUGGUCCAAGUAGUCCUCAGAUUCAACAAGAUGGGGUGUUCACACCGUUACAAGAGAAGGUGUACAUCCACUGCAACACCGCAGUGUGCAAACUGGGUCCUAAUAGCAACUGCCAACCUCAGUGCUUCAGAAAGAGGAGAGAUAUUGCUGCUUCAGUGAAGAGCGGUGCUUCUGACACUGUUAUCGUGAGCAGUCAAGGUAUCAUCAUGGUGAAAAGCACGGAGCUGUAA
This is a messenger RNA of Knipowitschia caucasica, 1005 nucleotides long. Lineage: Eukaryota; Metazoa; Chordata; Actinopteri; Gobiiformes; Gobiidae. The record is from the annotation of a GenBank genome assembly.